UGCUGGCUGCCAGGCAUCUACAGGAGGGAGGAGGAGGCGGAGAAGGAAGAGAGGGGACGGCAGCCCCGGCAGCAGCAGCAGUAACUUCCCAGGGCUUCAUUAUUGAGGUGCCGGACUCCCAGCGGAGAGCAGCCCUCCUCCAGCCGCAGCCUGCCAGCCUCCACUGCAUGAGUCCAUGGAUUACAUGGUGUGAUGCUGCAUAACCCAGAGGAUCAUGAGAGCUGUAAAAUUAGCUGGCCGGACUGACUAUUUCUUCCUCGCUCCAUUCCUAGCAAACUUUUACCUCCUUGCGUCAAGCUGACUGAUCACAAAUGGAUUAUGUAUCCCUGAAAGCCAAUAAAAGGCCGCCGGGCUGAUCCAAUGAACUCCAGCGUGUGUUUUCGAGCCCUCUGUUGUAAGGGUCCUCCACCUCCUCGCCCUGAGUAUGAUAUUGUUUGUAUAGGACUCACAGGAUCUGGGAAGUCAAGUCUAUUAACGCAACUGUGCAGCGAGAGCCAAGACAAUAUUGUGCCUACCACAGGUUUUAGUAUAAAAGCCGUUCCAUUCCAGAGUGCCAUUCUCAAUGUGAAAGAACUUGGAGGAGCAGCAAAUAUCCGAAAAUACUGGAGUCGUUAUUACCAGGGAUCUCAAGGGGUAAUAUUCGUCCUUGAUAGUGCCUCAUCUGAAGAAGACUUAGAAACUGCCAGGAAUGAGCUCCAUUCCGCCCUGCAGCAUCCACAGCUAUGCACUUUACCUUUUUUAAUACUGGCCAAUCACCAAGACAAGCCGGCGGCUCGCUGCAUCCAAGAGAUCAAAAAAUAUUUUGAACUUGAACCACUUGCACGAGGAAAAAGGUGGAUCCUUCAGCCGACAUCAUUGGAAAACAUGGAAGCCGUAAAAGACAGCUUUUCAAUGCUAAUAAAUUUACUAGAUGAGCGAGAACUUGAACCAGUUCAAAUUUAAAAGACCCUGGAAAAGUGAGAUCAUCACCCUCUUACCAACAGCUGCUUCUGCUGCAAGAGUUACAGGAGAUGAGUGAUGUCGUCAAGCACGGGUCACAGUCACUCUUGUGUUUUUUGCUGCCUUACAUCCAUGUUAAUCUACAUUUUCUUUUACUGGUAAAAGUCCUGGAUGUACAAAGUAUACAUUAGAAGAAAGAAUACUGGAGGCCUCCAUACUUUUCCAGUAGUAUUAAUACCUAUGGGUUAUUUUUGUUCUGUUCCGCUUUAUCUUUGUGAUACUUUGGUUACUAUUCACUUGACAGUGCACUAUAUUCCUCGAAGAAGAACAAAAAUUCUAUCAUUCUUAACAUGCACUUACCAUCUGCAGAGACAGCCAUUUACUGUACCUACAGUUAGAAACGUAUCAGUAUCUUCUGAACUCCUGAUUUUGUUGACUUUACCUCCAAAACUUCAACCUCUAACUGCGUUGUAUGGUAUAACUGACUACACACUUUGAUUAUUGCAGCAUAUGUUGGAUGUGUUUAUAAAUGUCAGGUGAUUUCUUCAAAGCUAUUAACACCUUUGGCAUAAUUCUUUCUUUUAUUUUUGCAUUCUACUCAUUUUGGGCUAAAAAUAGUUUUUGCAAUUGUUUUUUAUUAAAAUGUUUCAGCAGUUUUUGUGAUACAUGGGUUAAAUUUCAGUCUAUUUGUAAACUGUCUCUUUCCAGUGAUGACGGGUAAUGUAUAGCUCUUAUCUGUGAUCUUCUGACUUCCUAAGCACACAUUUAAACCAUGUUCUUAUAAGUUUGAUCAUUUAGCUAUAAUAGUGUUUGAGGUCAGGUGAUAAGAGCUCUACAUGAUCCAUCAUCUGAGUAAACAGAAAGUGACAGUCGGCAGAUACACUGAAAGUUAACCCGUGUAUCACAAAAACUGCUGAAAAUUUUUAAUAAAGUCCAAUUUCAAAAAUGAUUUAGCCCAAAAUGAGUAAAAUUCAAUCAUAAAAAAAAUUGUCCAGAAGGUGUCCACAGCCUUUAACUUUGUUGUGACCAUGAGACGAUGGUGUGCCAUGUGGCCGAGAACCAUGUUCUUCACCUGCAUUUGUUUUGAAUUUGCGUCAGUUUGCUGUAAACCUCAUGCAGUUCUUGUCUACCCGGCAUACUAACACCCGCAGCCGCAAUGUCAGGACCGAGCCUUAGGGGCCAAGCUUGGGGUAUGGCUGGGUUUUUAAAAAGUUGAUAUUAAUCUUGUUUUGGAAUACUACUGAUUUAGUGCUGUCUAUACCCAAGUAGGGUAGUUGAAUUUAGUCCAUUUUUUUUAAAACUAGUUUUUACUUGCUGCUCCUAAACGCCAUAAUAUAUUACAGUGAAAGUUUUGUCGUCCUAUAUAUGUUUUUAAUUUAAACACAGCCAAGUUUUUCCACUAGGACAUAUAGUUGUAAAUAGGUGGGUUAGUUAGUUUUUGUCUUAGGUUUUUAAUUGUUGACAAUUUUUUUUUUUUUAUUCUUUUUUUUUCAUAAUUAUUGGAUUAUUGGCAGUAAGAAGAUUAAACAGUAUUAUGGUAAAUUUACUAUAUCUGUGAUACAUCAUUAUUUUCCAUUAUAAACACUACUUUUAAUAUUCUGCUGGCGGGCAUUUAUAUUAAAAUAUAAGGAUAAUAAAAAUAAAAAAAUAUAUGAAUGAAUGCUAUAAAAAUACAGCAAAAAGGGACCUAAUAAAGUAGUUCCAUAUACAAUGUUGCAGUGAUUGUAAUAUUAAUCUUGUAAUAUUAAAUUUUGUAGUCCUUUUUUUUUGUGAGGGUCGUGUCUUUUUUUAAUAUUUUUUUUCCUUUUAGAAAAAUGUAACUAUGAAAAAAAACAUUGAAACUGAGCAGCACAAGGUAUUCACUGGCCAUAAUACAACUUCUUUUAUAUAUUAAUACUUUUUUAUUCAUUAUGCUGCUAAUAUGAGUUUGAUGAGAAGGAAACCUUUUUUAUAAUCAACAUCAUUAUACGUGGACUUCCUUUUUUUUUUUUUUUUUUUUUUUUUUUU
Molecule: messenger RNA, 2946 nt
Organism: Bufo gargarizans (Asiatic toad)
Lineage: Eukaryota; Metazoa; Chordata; Amphibia; Anura; Bufonidae
Gene: ARL15
Product: ADP ribosylation factor like GTPase 15
Exons: 6
Coding region: 361-942 (193 amino acids)
Molecular function (GO): GTP binding; GTPase activity
Source: RefSeq, a predicted model, not a curated record